UUGGUUGUAUUAGGAGGCUGUCGCUGCAAAACUACAAGUCCCAGAAUGCAUUUCAUGAGCACAAGCCUUGCUUUCCAUAGCUUCCUAACUAAGUUAACCAAGGUGGAGCAAAAGGCCCCACCCCCAAAAAUCAAGCUAUGGGAUUGGAGUUUGAGUUCAGUAAGGGUGGGGCCGGAAUUUACCUUUGUACUCCAGGCUGGUCUGGGUUGGUGGUGCCUGGCUGGGUGUGUCCAGAACUGCCUGCCAUCCUGACACGUCUCAGAGCUGCUGCCAGAUUACUAUGCUGCUUGUGACUCCUGCUUCCCCACAAGGGCCCCUGUGCUAGUCACAAGAUCUUUACUACCCAACUACAAGCAGGGUUCCAUGGACAGCCACCAUGGCCUCUGGGCUGGCAGAAGAGUCUGAACCAAGUCCUGGGGAGUCUGAACUGGCUGUGAACCCCUUUGAUGGGCUCCCCUUCUCUUCCCGCUACUAUGAGCUGCUUGAGCAGCGGAGAGCCUUGCCCAUCUGGGCUGCUCGCUUCCUGUUCUUGGAGCACUUGGAGAGUAGCCCCACUGGGGUGGUGCUGGUGUCUGGGGAGCCCGGCUGUGGCAAGAGCACCCAGAUUCCUCAGUGGUGUGCAGAGUUUGCACUGGCCAGAGGAUUCCAGGCUGGCCCGGUUACAGUCACCCAGCCCCACCCUCUGGCAGCCAUGAGCCUGGCUUCAAGGGUGGCUGAUGAGAUGGACCUGACUCUGGGUCAUGAGAUUGGGUACAGCAUCCCUCAGGAAGACUGCACUGGGCCCAACACCAUGCUCAGGUUCUGCUGGGACAGGCUGCUUCUACAGGAAGUAGCCUCAACCCGGGGCCCCGGAGCCUGGAGUGUGCUGAUUCUGGAUGAGACUCAGGAGCGCUCAGUGGCCUCAGAUUCACUGCAGGGGCUCCUGCGAGACACCAGACUGAGAAACCUUCCAGGGGACCCCCGAGUGGUUGUGGUUACCGACCCAGCCCUUGAACCCAAACUCCAAGCUUUCUGGGGCAAUUCUCCUAUUGUGAAUGUACCCAGAGUGCCUGGUGGAAAUCCCACCCUUAUCUACAAGGACACUGUCCCCACUGACCUAGUGAAAGCUGCCUGCCAAGCUGUGCUUGAGCUGUGUCGGCAGGAAGAGGCCCCUGGAGAUGUGCUGGUGUACCUGCCCAGUGAGGAGGAAAUUUCCCUGUGCUGUGAAGCCUUGUCCAGGGAGCUGGGGAUGCUGGCUGUCCAAGGCUCCCCACCGCGGGUGCUGCCCCUCCACCCAGGCUGUGGUCAAGCCAUCCAGGCAGUAUAUGAGGGCACAGACAUGAGUGUCCGGACGAUCGUGGUCACUCACUGGCUGGCGGAUUUCUCCUUCUCCCUCCCUUCCAUCCAGCAUGUCAUUGACUCGGGACUGGAACUUCGGAGUGUUUACAAUCCUCGGAUCCGGGCAGAAUCCCAGGUGUUGAGACCAAUUAGCAAAUGUCAGGCAGAGGCAAGACUGCUUCGGGCAAGGGGUUUCCCACCAGGAUCCUGUCUCCGCCUGUACUCUAAGACCAUUCUAGAACUAGAGGCUCCCCCACUGCCCUACCCUAAAUUGUGUGAAGAGAAUCUGAGCUCCCUGGUGUUGCUCCUAAUGAGGAAACAGAUUGCAGAACCAGGGGAGUGCCACUUCCUGGAUCGGCCUGCCCCAGAAGCACUGAUGCAGGCCCUGGAAGACUUGGACUAUCUGGCUGCCCUGGAUGACGAUGGGGACCUGUCGGACCUGGGAAUCAUCCUGUCGGAAUUUCCCCUGCCCCCUGAGCUGGCCAAAGCCCUGCUGGCCUCCUGCGAGUUUAACUGUGUGGAUGAAAUGCUCACUCUGGCUGCCAUGCUCACUGCUGCUCCUGGGUUCACCCGUCCUCCCCUGUGUGCAGAGGAAGCUGCUUUGCGUCGGGCCCUGGAGCACGCCGAUGGCGACCACAGCUCUCUGAUCCAGGUUUACGAAGCCUUUGCACAAAGUGGAGCAGAGGAGGCUUGGUGUCAGGCUCGGGGUCUAAACUGGGCAGCAUUGUGUCGAGCCCGGAAACUCAGAGCAGAGCUCCUGGAACUCAUGCACCGGAUAGAGCUGCCAGUGUCCCAGCCAGCCUUUGGCUCGGAGCAGAAUCGCAAAGACUUUCAGAGAGCACUGCUGUCAGGAUACUUCCUCAAGGUGGCCCGAGACACAGAUGGGACUGGAAAUUACCUGCUUCUCACCCAUAAACACGUAGCCCAGCUGUCCUCAUCCUGCAGCUACCGAAAUCGCAGGGCUCCAGCCCAUCCCCCCGAGUGGGUGCUGUACCACAGCUUCUCCAUAUCCAAAGACAACUGCCUCUGCGUUGUCUCUGAGAUUCAACCCGAGAUGCUGGUGGAGCUAGCCCCUUCGUACUUCCUGAGUAACCUGCCCCCCAGUGAGAGCAGAGACCUCCUGAACCAGCUGAGAGAAGAAGCUGCAGAGCCAUCUGCUGAGCCUGAAUCUUCCUCUCCCCGGGAGUAUGGUGAUGGCUGUGCUCUGCAGUGAGCUGCUUAAGGAAUGGAGCCAGCCUCACCGUGCAGCACCAAGGCAGUCAGGCAGACUUAGAGAUCCAAAGCGUAGGGUCAGAUGAACUCCCUGAACCCAUAGGGCCUGUCUGUGGGCAAGGGAGCAAAUGCUGGGCCUCACGCAACCUUGCACUCUCCUUAGGACUAUAAAAGAUUUUUCUAUGA
Messenger RNA from Acomys russatus (golden spiny mouse), 2715 nucleotides. It is a transcript of the gene Dqx1, whose product is annotated as DEAQ-box RNA dependent ATPase 1. Gene Ontology annotation, molecular function: RNA binding. The transcript has 13 exons. Lineage: Eukaryota; Metazoa; Chordata; Mammalia; Rodentia; Muridae. The record is from RefSeq and is a predicted model, not a curated record. Gene Ontology annotation, cellular component: spliceosomal complex; intracellular anatomical structure. Bases 377 to 2530 code for a protein of 717 amino acids.